Messenger RNA from Dibothriocephalus latus, 423 nucleotides. Lineage: Eukaryota; Metazoa; Platyhelminthes; Cestoda; Diphyllobothriidea; Diphyllobothriidae. The record is from the annotation of a GenBank genome assembly.
AUGAUGACGAUGACGUCUUUGUACACAUGGUUUCAUCCCACCACCGGCACCCACGCCGGUUUUAGUUUCAGUGACGAGGACGCAGAUGACAAGCCGCCUACACAUGGAACAGCUCGCAGCGAAGGUAUUCAACUGGCAAUUGAUGUUGUGAAACAGCCUCUAACUGAACAGUACGACGAGACACCCCUGAAGUCUGAACAUUUGCUGGAACUUCUGCGGUAUUGCCUUAAAACCUACUUCACAUCUGGUGGGCAAAUGUAUGAACAAAUUAAGGGCACUCCAAUGGGCUUCCCCCUAUCAGGCCUGAUUGCUAAAGUGGCCCUUCAACGGACUGAACAACUGGUCUUCACCAAGUAUCAACCGAAGUUUUGGGCUCGUUAUGUCGAUGACACUUUCAUCAUUAUCCAAAAAAUCCGAUAUUGA